AUGGAGGCGCCCGGGCUGGCCAAGGCGGCCGCGCCGGGCCCCGCGCCCCCGGAGCGCGCAGCCGAGGCCCCCGACGGCGCGCCCUUGCCCUGCCCGAGCCCCGAGGCGCCCUCGCCGGAGCCGCCCGCCUACCGCCUGCAGGACUUCGACACGCUGGCCACCGUGGGCACCGGAACAUUCGGACGGGUGCAGCUGGUCAAGGAUAAGGCGGCCAAGCACUUCUUCGCCCUGAAGGUGAUGAGCAUCCCCGACGUCAUCCGCCUGAAGCAGGAGCAGCAUGUCCACAAUGAGAAGUCGGUGCUCAAGGAAGUCAGCCAUCCGUUCCUGGUCAAGCUGUUCUGGACGUGCCACGACGAGCGCUUCCUCUACAUGCUGAUGGAGUUCGUGCCGGGCGGCGAGCUCUUCAGCUACCUGCGCAACCGCGGCCGCUUCUCCAGCAGCACGGGGCUCUUCUACUCGGCGGAGAUCAUCUGUGCCAUUGAGUACCUGCACUCCAAGGAAAUUGUCUACAGGGACUUGAAGCCCGAGAACAUUCUGCUGGACAGGGAGGGUCACAUCAAGCUCACCGACUUCGGCUUCGCCAAGAAAUUGGUAGACAAGACGUGGACCCUCUGUGGAACGCCCGAGUACCUGGCCCCCGAAGUCAUCCAGAGCAAAGGCCACGGGAGGGCCGUCGACUGGUGGGCGCUUGGCAUCCUGAUAUUUGAGAUGCACUCGGGGUUUCCUCCGUUUUUUGAUGACAACCCAUUUGGCAUUUACCAAAAAAUUCUUGCAGGCAAAAUAGAUUUCCCCAGACAUUUGGAUUUCAGUGUGAAAGACCUCAUUAGGAAAUUGCUUGUUGUUGACAGAACCAGGCGCCUCGGAAACAUGAAGAAUGGAGCAGAUGACGUGAAGCGACACCGGUGGUUCCGAACUGUGGAUUGGGAGGCGGUCCCACAAAGGAAACUGAAGCCCCCCAUCGUGCCCAAGCUGUGCGGCGAGGGUGAUACCUCCAACUUUGAAGCAUACCCCGAGAAUGACUGGAACACGGCCCCUCCAGUGUCUCCAAAAGACUUGGAAGUCUUCAAGAAUUUCUGAGGGCAGGACCCACAUCUGGAAGGAUGGCUUGAAGCCUGCCGGGGACAAAGAGCUGCACACGAGUCCUGAAGAAGGGUCAUGUCCGUGGGAUAAAGACAUUUCCGAAUUCUGUACAUCAGGAUGUAUAUAAAGAGACUGGAGAUCCGUACAAAGUCAUGGACCUGGCAUUAUUUAAGCAACUGGAAAUUAAGCAUCUUUAAGCAACUGGAAAUCUACUGCACAGUAGGACAUUUUGGAAAAUUGUUUCGUUGUAGAUUUUAUCUUAUCUCUUAGUGUGAUGAACCUACUGUGAUAUCUUGGUUUUCCUCAUAGACUUAACUUUAUAAGUUUAAAUGGAGCGCGUUCAGUUAUAACCACAGGUGGCGUGUGCGUGCGUGUGCGUGUGUGUGUGCGGGUGUAAAAAGACCAUAUGACUGGUGCACAGGAAUUGUGCCGUGAUGUAAAUCUUCAUACUCAGCAGAGCCUGUGAUUAUUUUCCAAAUUGCCCUUUCCAGAUCUGUGUUUCUUGGCGACAAUAGCUGCAACAGAUAGGACGUGUUGUAUUUUUUAUCAUCUUAUGUGCGUUUUGUAGUUUGUGGAGAAAACAUCGUGGGGUGGUCCACAUCCCAUGUCUUUAGUACUUCAUGUCUAGUGACUUUAGGUCUUGAAGCCAAAAGGGGAAGAGGAGGACCUAUCAAUUCGAAUUUGAGUCUUAGAAUAGCCAAUAGCCAUUAACGUUCUUCAAGGAAUUGAACGCGGUUCAGAAAUUUCCUGCAUUAUAUCCAGAAAUUUCAUAUUCCGUUGUGAGGGUAGGGGACGGGUGGCUUCCUCUUAAAAUCCAGUUGAGUUCUAGCUUAAACAAAAUGCAGAAGCUAACAAAGGACUUUCCAUGUUGCCUCAGUGGCAUGGAUGACCUUCAUGCCAAGGUUUUCUUCUAACUUUCACUGUGGGAAAAAGUAAGACACCAAUGAGCUAUAGGAUGUAAGCUCUCAGCGUCGUUAAAAUUAGCCUCUCUUGUUCCUGUCCCCAUAAAUGUUCAGUUUGAGAGCGUUUGACUAGUUUGCACACUCUGGUCUUAUCAUAGGUAGGGCGGCCCUGUAGAGACUUCUCAGGGCUGGGAUUCUAUGUUUUCCUCUCUGGACCUGAUCGUGAAGACACCACGACGAGCACCCUGCACUGUGUUUUCCCCUUGGGAUUGACUUAAUGAAAGGUAGUUGUGGACUGGGCUCCAGGGAGCGUGUUGCUAGAUGUGCGUCUUCCCAGAAAACGGUGCAUGGACUAGAGGUCCGUGCUUUCCAUGAUCCAUUGGCUUCUGUCUUGUGCUUCUCUUCCUCAUUCUGAACUUUGCUGUGUGAAUCUCAAGCGGUUGCCCAUCCUCUGCUCACCGUGACUCAGCUGGACAAACAGAGCUGCUCACACCUGUGACGUGCCUGGUAGUAGGUGUCAACGAUGACUUUCUAGUAGGCACCAGACCCUUCAACAACUGCAGAGGGACACCCACACAGACCUCCAAGACCCCUUGCAUACCCUUUCUUCUCCCAUGCUGGGUCCAGAAAAGUCAGCAUGUGCAUGCCCUGGGAGAUAUGUUGGUGCACUUGGAUGCAGGAAGACGAAAGACUGUGGACCCUCUCAAGGUGUCUCCAGCUCCCACGUUCUUGAGUCACCUCGUGGAUUCUUCACCAUCAUACACGUUGUUUUCCAAUGCUGGGCCUGGGAAGGCCUUUUCUUUCCGUGUGAGCUUUCCUACCUCUCUUCUGCAAGCACAUCUACGGAAGCAGAGAGCCGCCGUGGGGGAGAGUCACACGUGGGUUUAAGCAGCAAAAUGUCGAUGGCCAUCCAGUCGUUUAGCAGCUUUGAGCAGAUACUGCUCUCAAGUUGGAAGGCCGGGGCUCUGUGUGCCGGAAGAUGAGGUGAUGAACACACGCAGUCAUCCAAGCUUUACAAGACCCUGAAAUCGAAGCCACUCGGUAUCUCCUCCUUUCUCAUGCGUGAGCUGCUCUUCAAAUCCAAAUCCAAUAAGAUCAGAGUGACGACAAGAUUUAGUAAAAUAAACUCUUUAUAAUGUAUAAUUCAAAGAAAAAUUAUUUUCACAAGGCGUGCUGUCUGGAUGUUCCAACAGAACAGUGUUUUUUAGCCUGUACUGAGCAAUGCCCAUGCUGUUUGCAUUAAGUCGGGUGCCAGAACCGGCUAUACGUUCACCAUGAAGUUUCUUAACUGAUCAUUGGCUCUUUCAAGGCUAAGUCAGCAAAGUGACCUAUGCACUGAGAUACAAACCCAUGAGGGAAAGCAAAGAUCUCGUGUCCUCUGACUUGUAAAAGUAAAUUAUUAUUAUCUUGGAGCCCCGUGCUUCAAAAAAUUAAAAUAAAUGAAACACCUUUUUGAACACGGUAAAACGUUGUACAUAGAUACACAUUGACCCAUACGCAUAUUUUCAGGUUUAAUUCUCACCGUCCCGGAUUUAAUAUAGGAUAUGAAAAUAGCCUCAAGGAAGCAUGAAAUACAUUGCCUUAAUUUUGGACAGAUACGCACACACACAGACACACAAAACGCCAACAUUGGAAUGCACAGAUCACACAGUUCUUUAAAAACAUUGUCAUCAGCCAUCCGCCAUGCAAAACAAAUUAAAAAUUAAAGGGGAUUCCAAGAAUACCAGAUGGUGUUAAACUCAGUCUUUGCCAUUUCAAUAUUCAAAGUGGCACAUGCCGUGUGUUAACUGCCCGUGGCCGGACUGUUAAAUUACACAGAGUGACGUAAUGCAAAGACUGAUUCAAUCAAAAUGAGUCCCAAACACAUGGGACCCUCACCAUAUAUAAUUGAGAAAUACUUUAUUCGGGUGGGGACACUUCAAUUUUCAGGUAUCUGGUCAAACAUCCGUGCGCAGAAGUCACGAGAAGAAACGUCAUGGAAACAUUCGCAAAAUUCGCAUCGGGGAAAAGCUACAGACUCCUUUUGUUCUAUGCAAUUUUAUGAGUUGGCAAUAUUUUUCUCAAAUACACGUACCAUUAAAAAGAAAUUCCUCAGGAAACGCAUGUCUUGCGAAGAAGCGUGUUGGGGCGGGUGCUGUUUUUCCAAGGGGAUUGUCACUAACCCGGUUGGACACACGGUCUGCAGAGCUAAGAAGGAAAUUAAAUCACCACCUGGCCGUACAGCAUAUCCUCCAUUUGCGUUGGGUGACUUCCAGCUCUUGCAGAACACACGUGAGGGUCCUGCCGGGCAGAAACGUAUCUGCUAGGCCAAUGCGGGCAUCGCGAUUUCUGCUGUUGACCUGUCGAUGCGUCGCAAGAAAGCCCGGCAAUGAGAUCGAUGGAUGUGCCCGGCUCACAUCCUCUUCCCACCACCCCCUCACCCAUCUGUCCGUGAGCACCUGGUACAGCGUUCUGUUUCAUUCUGUGCUCUACACUCAAGGCCUCAUUCCCUGGUCACCAACGACAGGAUCGCUGGUACCGCUGGGCCGUCGUGGGAACGUGGGAUGUGUGGGAUGCGUUUGCCAUUUCUGUGUAUGACCUACGCUGCCUCUAGAUCUUGGACCAAUUUAACUGUGAAACUAUGGCUCCACGCCAUAAACUGAAGGCCCCAGAGCCCCCACUCGCUAGCACUGAGGGUUGCCCGCCCCGGGGAGUGCUUCAGUCUGUGUCCAAUCCCACGACAACAUCGACAUUCUUGUUCUGACAUUUCUUGGUUACUGUAGUGCAGGAAAAAUACUUGGUUGGAUUUUUUGUUGUUGUUCCCCCAACCAAUUGAUUUGACAUCCUCAAAUGAUGUGCAUUCUCAGAAGCCCCUGACGGCUCCCGCGGUGCAGAUUUAGAACGUGAUGAUGCCUGAGUUCUUUUUCCCGGAGGUCCAUCCACCGAGAGUAUGGGUUUUAUCGGCGUUGGGCGGGUCCUGGGUAUUGUGCCGCGUGUCCCCGUUUCUUACGGAGAUGAGAAGGCCUUGUCUUUGCUUCACCGUCAGUGGACGGUGUCCACUUACCAAAACCGAGAAGACAAGCACAUGAACGGUUGUGUCAAUAAUGUAUUUGGGUAGUUUGAUGUGUGUGUGCGUGUGUGCAUGUGUGUCUUGAUGGGGGUGGAGUGCAGGAGGGGUGAUAUCACCAAGCGUCACGUUUCCCUGUCAAGUUUGCUUUGCAGACCCCAUGGGCUUGCAUCCAAGGGAAGGUCCUACACAGUCAAAGGCAAACGUGCUGUAAUGGUUUCCUGUCAAUUGUCCUGUUGUAACGCAUUCUGUGACGCUUUCGUUGGCUCUUCCCUGGUGGACACGACUGUUAACUUAAAGGAAAAGUCAUUAUGCGUGUGUGUGUGUGUGUGUGUUAGCAGAUGGGAUUUCAAGCCUUCUGACACUCAGGGCGUCUCGUCCUCUGAGAUGGUUUUUCAGUUCUGCAGAGCGGUCGUAGCUUCCUUCUUCCUUGCGCUGUGCUACGGGCAGCCUGGCCGGGUCACCCGUGCACGUGUCGGGGGCCCCCGGGUGGCCGUGGGAUGCCGCAGAUGCGAGAUGGAGUGCCUUUGCAGGUGCGGUGCGCCCCGGCGAGCCAGCACUGGGAGCCCUGUGGGGUCAUCCCAGCUUCUCAUGUGGAAAAAAAAAAAAAAAAAAAAAAGUCUUGCUAAUUCUUUCAAUUCUUGCACAAUGAAAAUCACUGUGAUUUGUAUAUAUAUAUACCCUAGGAAAAUUUUACUGCUGCCUAAUUUAUGUAAUAAUACUAUUCAUUCCAGGUUUGUUUAAUAAAAACUUUGUAUCUUUUAAGA
This is a messenger RNA of Canis lupus familiaris (dog), 5795 nucleotides long. It is a transcript of the gene PRKX, whose product is annotated as protein kinase X-linked. Gene Ontology annotation, molecular function: ATP binding; protein serine/threonine kinase activity. Lineage: Eukaryota; Metazoa; Chordata; Mammalia; Carnivora; Canidae. The record is from RefSeq and is a predicted model, not a curated record. Gene Ontology annotation, biological process: protein phosphorylation.